AUGAGGAGAAGGAAUGAAAGGCAUGACUCCUCAAGAUCCACUAGCUUCCGCCAUGGUCAAGGUCCUUAUGACCGUGAUACCACAUCGUCUUGGCGUGUCAAAAGGAGGGAACAGGAUGUUACUGCCUCUACUAUGGAAUGUGGCGCAGCUAGCGGUGAUUCGGUGGUUCCAUCGAAACAUGACGUAGCUAGUGUUCAGAUGGAAAAAGACAGUUUGAACACUCAACCUAACUGUGAUGUUAUUCCAUCAAGUGAUUUGGGACAGAGUAAGCGGCUGGCAAGUACCAUAGUAUCGCCUGCAUUGAGACUGAGUAUGGAGGGUAACGUUACACUGAGGAACAAGAGUGUGCAAAAGCCACUUACAUUUGCUUCACAUGAGUCUCCGCCUGAGGCUGGUGAGAGACAAGUCAUUGGGGCGCUAUCGGACAUGGAGGUACAACAUGAGGAUGGAGUUGAUGAUCAGUUGCUGGCUGGGGAUGAUCUUUUUGACGAGGAAUUAAAGGAUUUGGAGGAUAAGUCACACUCUCCUGAAAUUGGGAGCAAGUGA
Eruca vesicaria subsp. sativa (arugula) is the source of this 546-nucleotide messenger RNA. NCBI's taxonomy places the organism in Eukaryota, Viridiplantae, Streptophyta, Magnoliopsida, Brassicales, Brassicaceae. The record is from the annotation of a GenBank genome assembly.